GGGCUAGCCUCCCCGUCUGGGAGCUCAAGGGCGGGGCAGGAUGGUCCUGCGGGCUGGAUGUGGCCCACGGGCCGUAGUUUGCCCACCUCUGGAUUAGGAGGAGAUCUUUACAGGGACAGAUUAUCCCAGGGAUGCUACUGCGGGGUUCCUGCAUCUGCCCUGAAGCAUCUGAUGAUGGCCACUGCCCGACAGGUACGGGCUAAAUGGACCAGUCUGGCAAUUCCUGUGUUCCUAUUCUUGUACUCCUGGACGCAGUCUCCUUCUGGGAUUGAUUGGGACCGGAAGUUAAGCAACGUGCGGAUCAGGUUUUUGGAGAGUGUGAGCAAGGCUGUGAUCAGCACCCUCCUGGACGACCUGCUGGAGAGACGGGUGCUGAACGAGGAGGAAGUGGAGGAGGUGAGGGAGAGCUGCAGUAAGAGGAGUGACCAAGCCCGGUGUCUGAUUGAUGGGGUGAGGAAAAAGGGUGCCAGAGCCAGUGAAAUAUUCAUCGAGCGCCUCUGCUUCAGAGAUGUCCACCUGGCCACAGAGCUGGAGCUCAGCCCCCCCUCGGGGUCUGCUGCAGAAACCCAGCCAGCGCCAUCUCAGGAAUGGAUCUGUCCCUGCCCCCAGGAAUUCGUCCAGCGGAUCCAGAAGGAGGAAGCAAAGGAGAUCUAUUCCAUCCGGGACAAGGCGACGCGAACCCGCCUGGCCCUCAUCAUCUGUAAUGUUGAGUUUGACCAUCUGCGCAGGAGGGACGGGGCUGACGUGGACAUGAAUGGGAUGAAGAGGCUUCUAGAAGGGCUGGGAUACAAGGUGGAAAUCCACUGCAACUUAAAUGCCCAGGCCAUGGUGGAGACCCUGAAGCAGUUUGCUGCUCGGAACGAGCACCGGACCUCGGAUAGCACCUUCCUCGUGCUCAUGUCUCAUGGCGUCAGGGCUGGCCUGUGCGGGACAAAUUGCCAAGACGAGUCCACAGACAUCCUUCCCAUUGACACCAUCUACAGCACCUUCAACAACAGGAACUGCCAGGCACUGCUGGAAAAACCCAUGAUCAUCAUUCAGGCCUGCCGUGGGAACCACGGACAGGUGUGGGUGAGUGACUCUGCAGAGCUCCCGGGAGAUGGCUCCAGCCUUGCUCCGCUGCCCCCUGAAGGGUUAGAAGAUGAUGCAAGUCACCAAAUCCACGUGGAGAGCGAUUUCAUCUGUUUCCAAGCUACAACGCCAGACACUUUGUCCUGGAGAUCUCCAAAAACUGGCUCCGUCUUCAUCACCUCCCUGAUAGAGCAGCUCCGAACCAAUGCCUGGUGCCUCCCCUUGGAGGAGAUCUUCCGAAAGGUCCAGCUCUCUUUUCAAAAUUUUCCUCGUCAGAUGCCCACAAAGGAAAGAACAACCAUGAUAAAAAAGUUCUAUCUGUUCCCAGGCCAUUAGAACCAGCCCCACAAUAAGACAGGGCAUGUCCCAUGGGGGCCCUGCCACAGUCACUGUCGGCACCUUCCUGAAGGACAGCGUCUGCACAUUCAACACUGGCACAAAGCUCAAGGUCUCUCCUCCGGCUGCCUGCACACUUUCCACCUGUAGCUUUCCUCUGAACUGCCAGAAGUGCCUUCAGCUUCUCACCAGCCCCUUCCCCUGGGGAAGUGCCUUCUCUUUGUGACAGGACAACCGUAGCACCAGCCUUGAAGCUCCUGCUGCCACAUCUCUAUAAAAUGGCUUUUCCUAGCGAGACAGCAGCACCCUCCCGCUAUCUAGAUCCUACAGCACUGACAUCCCAGAGGCCCCAUCCCUGAGAUCCAGUACACACUCUGAUCAUUCUCUCCCGUAGCCAGACUUUGAGUCCCCAGGACAGUCAGAUAAGUGAGUCUCAGCCACAUCCUUCUUGGUAAAAAGCUGGAGUCUCCCAUUAGGGAUAUCAACUCCAGGGGCGUCUUCACUGUAGUUAGCCCAGGCUCUUGUCCCCUCCCCUCCGCAUAUAAAACCCUCUCCCCUGGGCUUUCCACCUGGGCUAGCUGCCCCAGCUGAGGGUGGGUUCGAGCAUGGUGCUGCUUUCACUGCGGCUGGGAGCCUGCUCACUUUGCCGCAAGAUGCAGGCUAAAUCACUCGAGUGCUGACUGUCCACCUCUGCCUUCCCACAAUCCCCCCCAGGUGCCCAGGACAGGCGUGUUCCACAAAUGCACUGGGAAAGAGUCAUACAGCGGCUUACCUUACAGCAGCACAAAGAACCAUGGGCUAUGCCCCAAACGUGCUAGCGACCCACAGGGGAGCGCAGCACCAGUGGGGACGCAGUAACUUGGGCAGGGCUUUGCAGUGUGGCUGCUCACAGCCAGGUUAGACUAACCCAGUACUCAUGCCUGGUGCUGAUCACCCGGGCUAAUUCUGCUGAACUCUGAGGGGAACAUGGAGUGUAGCCAGCAGCAGCUGUCUUCUCUCGCUACCAGCGAUUCACAGACCCCCUGGAAUGGAAGGGGCCUGUGUCCGUUCCCCUUACAGCGAGGCUGGGUUAACUGAGCUUACUCCAAGUCAUCCCCACUAGAUGGCAGCCAGGCUGAGCCUUGAAUAGGUGCAGUGGUGAUUCCCCAACCUCACUGAGCUGUUCGCUACCUUGUUCUCAUUCUCCAUAAUUAUAGGGCCACAUUCUGCCCAGUGUCAACUCCAGACUUCAGAGAGCUGAGGCUGCAAGUGGUCCAUGACAUUUGGCUUAGUGCUUAACCCACAUUUCUCUAUUAAAACCUAAGCCCAUCACUUCUGUCCUUGGCACCAGUGCUAAGAACAGAUCCCUCUCCAUCUAGAGCAGCCCUUUUUGUCCUUAAUGAUGAGCGAGAGACACCCAUCUACACCACUGCAAGGCAAGAACAUCAGGAAGGGAGCAGGGUUCUUUGGCAUGAUAAAUGGGGGGUAGAACUAGGACUAAUGGGGUGAAGUGAUGAAAGGAGAAUUUAGCUUUGUUGCUUUCUGGGCUAUUCCUAUGGCUGGGGCAAGGGAGUAAGCAACUCCUGGGACCAGAGGUGUCCUUGCCCCUCUCCGCCGUUGUGCUGCUUUCUGGGCACACUCUCUCUGGUUUCCCUGUCUCAUUGCCUGUGGUUACUUUUAUAGGUGGUUUUACCAUGUUCUUGAAAAGCGAUGACUGUAGGGACGGGAACAGCAGUUUGUGUGGUUUUAGAGACAUCAGAACUCAUCUCGGGGCCAUUUUAAAAAAUACUUUUCUGUGCUUGUGAGCACCUCUUCCCAUGGAUUGUUUCUGGCCAUUUGUACCCUCAUUUCCAGAGAUGCCAAGAACCAGCAAUUCCCUUUAGCUCCAGUUCAUCGAUUUCAUACAUUCCAAGG
Molecule: messenger RNA, 3300 nt
Organism: Chelonia mydas (Green sea turtle)
Lineage: Eukaryota; Metazoa; Chordata; Testudines; Cheloniidae
Product: caspase-1
Biological process (GO): proteolysis; regulation of apoptotic process
Molecular function (GO): cysteine-type endopeptidase activity
Source: RefSeq, a predicted model, not a curated record